This is a messenger RNA of Artibeus jamaicensis (Jamaican fruit-eating bat), 17126 nucleotides long. It is a transcript of the gene PUS7L, whose product is annotated as pseudouridine synthase 7 like. Gene Ontology annotation, biological process: pseudouridine synthesis. Lineage: Eukaryota; Metazoa; Chordata; Mammalia; Chiroptera; Phyllostomidae. The transcript has 9 exons. Gene Ontology annotation, molecular function: RNA binding; pseudouridine synthase activity. The coding region runs from base 405 to 2549 and encodes 714 amino acids. Gene Ontology annotation, cellular component: nucleus. The record is from RefSeq and is a predicted model, not a curated record.
CUUGACAGAGCACUAAGUGUCUUACAUAGUUUGUUACUAAUCCAGCUCUAUCUUCCAGAGCUGUACUAGAAAAUGUUUUCUCCUACUGCCGAGUCUCUGGGCUGUUCAGUUUUCUCUAACGCAUUGCAUAUUUUGUUUGUACAUUACUUAUGAUACGACUUGGCCUCAUUUCUAUUGCUGCACAAUUUUGAGGACUUAGAAGGCCACUUCUUGUAUUACGCUUUUACUGAUUCAUCAUAGGCAGAAGCAAUCUCUUCUUUCUUCCUCUUCACUCUUACAGCUCUUAUUUUUACUGGUUGUUUCAUUUAUUCGACAAUCACUGUUGAUUGCUUGCCUACAACGUGCUUGACAGUUUUCUAGAUGUGAACUAGUCAGUGAAUAAAGCUGAUAAGUUUCUUGCCGUCAUGGACGAAAGUGAGGAAGAGAAGCAUUGCUAUUUAAGAAUGGAAGAGGAUCCAGAUUUUCAAAUAAGGUUUAGUUCUUUGUGUUUCAUUACUGAUCAUGUUGGAUUUCAUGGCACUAUAAAAAGUUCACCAAAUGACUUUGUUGUUAUUGAGAUUGAUGAGCAGGGACAGUUAGUUAAUCAAGCCAUUGAUGAACCUAUUUACAAAAGUAGUAAAGUACUACCUGAGCCAAAUAAUAUUGCCAAAAAAACAAAAACAGGUUUUCAAAAUUUAUCCUUUAAAGAGGGAAGCAAGGAGAAAGUCAGUACUUUGGUCUGGUACUCUGAUGAUGACCAGAAUUGUCAGUCUGGUUCAGAAAAGGAAGAUACUAUCAGUGAUGGAAUUUCCAAAGAUGAAGAAGAAAAAGUUUAUUCAUUAGGCUCUUUGUUAAAUGAAAAUACUAAUGAAUUACUGAAUCAGUUUGCCUGCGAUAUAAAAGAGAAAUGGAAUUCUAAAAGUGAGCUAAGUGGACCAUCUCCUGAAUUCUCUGUAGGCAGAAUCCUUGAUAAAAAACAGAGGGCUGUUUUGCAUAGUGCUAUUAGGCAGAAAUUUCCUUUUUUAAUAACUGUAGGAAAAAACACUGAAAUUGUUGUAAAACCAAAUCUUGAGUAUAAAGAACUCUGUCACUUGGUGUCUGAAGAAGAAGCAUUUGACUUUUUUAAAUACUUGGAUGCAAAAAAAGAAAAUUCCAAAUUUACCUUUAAACCAGAUGGAAGCAAAGACCACAGAAAAGCUGUACACCAUUUUGUGAACAAAAAGUUUGGAAAUCUUGUGGAAACCAAAUCUUUUUCUGAAGCUAAUUACAGUGCUGGUAAUCCAAAUACAGUGAUAACAGUAAGAUUUCGUGAAAAAGCACACAACCACAGGAAGAGGUCUGUUGAAUGCCAGGAAAGAAAAGUUAUAUAUACAGCCUUCACCCUGCGGAAAGAGAAUGUAGAAAUGUUUGAAGCAGUUGGUUUUUUGGCUGUCAAACUUGGUGUGAUACCUUCGGAUUUUAGUUAUGCUGGUGUUAAAGACAAGAAAGCCAUCACCUAUCAAGCAAUGGUUGUUAGAAAAGUGACUCCAGAGAGGUUGAAAAAUAUAGAGAAAGAAAUUGAAAAGAAAAGAAUGAGUGUUUUUAAUAUUCGGUCUGUAGAUGAUUCCCUUAGACUCGGUCAGCUCAAAGGAAAUCACUUUGAUAUUGUCAUCAGAAAUUUGAAAAACCAAAUAAAUGAUUCUGUAAACCUGAGAGAGAGAAUUUUGGAAGCGAUAGAAAGUGUUAAGAAUAAAGGGUUUGUGAAUUACUAUGGGCCGCAGAGAUUUGGAAUGGGAAAGAGAGUUCAUACAGAUCAAAUUGGAUUGGCUUUGCUGAAGAAUGAAGUGGUGAAGGCUGUAAAAUUAUUUCUUACACCAGAAGAUCUGGAUGAUCCUGUGAAUAGAGCAAAGAAAUAUUUUCUUCAAACUGAGGAUGCUAAAGGCACGCUUUCAUUGAUGCCCGAAUUUAAAGUUCGAGAGAGAGCAUUGUUGGAGUCAUUGCAUCGCUUUGGCAUAACCGAGGAGGGUUGUAUCCAGGCAUGGUUCUCUUUUCCCCAUUCUAUGCGCAUUUUCUACAUUCAUGCAUAUAGCAGCAAAGUUUGGAAUGAGGCAGCAUCUUACAGACUUGCAACCUAUGGAUCAAGAGUGGUAGAGGGUGACUUGGUCUGUUUGGAUGAAGAUGGUGAUGAUGAGCAUCUUCCAAACAGUAAAGUUCAUCUAGUAACUGAAGAAGAGGAAUCGGCUAAUACAUAUGCAAUACAUCAGGUGAUCCUUCCAGUGCUUGGAUACAAUAUUCAGUACCCAAAAAACAAAGUAGGCCUGUGGUACCAGGAAGUGCUUAGCAGAGAUGGACUACAGACAUGUAGGUUUAGAGUACCUACUCUGAAACUGAAUGUUCCAGGAUGCUACAGGAAGAUUUUGAAACAACCCCAUAAUAUCUCAUACCAACUAAGAGAAGAACAGGAUACUGAUGUCAAAGCAGAAGGUUCCCAUAAAUGUGAAACAACUCUAUCUCUUCUGAUUUCUUUUGAUCUUGAUGCUUCGUGUUAUGCUACAAUUUGCCUGAGGGAAAUAAUGAAGCAUGACUUUUAAAACCGUUAUCCUUGAUAUAACAUAUAUAUAUAUGUUUCUCUUUAAAGGAAAGGGAGCUAAAAUUUCUUGCGCAUCUGCCAUGUACUAGGAGCUUUAUAAUGAUCUCCUUUAGUUACAUGAUAUCCAGGUGAAGUAGGAAUUCGUUGCUAAUAUUCUGGAAGGCGUGUAACUAGUAAGUGACAGUGUCUGAGUUUAAGACUUCAAAGCCUGUGUUUUUUUCUUUUUCUAUUAUCUAACAUUUCAGUGACCUUUAUUUGGUGUUCUAAAAGUUACAGUCUUUCUGAACUAUGAGGAGUAAGUAUGUAAUACUGUAAGACAGCAUUUAAAAAAAAAGGUUUUGGAAUAGUGUUUAUAUCCUUUAGCUCCUUGCUUAGAAUAUAAAUGAAACUGGAUUGUAAUGAAAGCACAUAGUUGGAGAUAAAGAUAGAUGAAGCAUUUUGUUAAUUAUGAUUGUUUUUAACUAUUUUUGAAAUUAUCGAUAAGAAAAUAUAUUAGGAAAAUAUAGUCUCUCUAUUUAUGAUAGCUACCUCAGGGUAGUUUACCCCUUUAUGAGACAAAUAAUCUUUGAUAAAGAUUGAAAUAAAAAAUUUAUACAAUUUUUUUAUCUUGUAAUGCAUUGAUCCUCAACUUUUUUUUCUACUCCCCAUUAUCUGAAACACAAACUUCAGAGUCAGGCAGAUCUGGGCUCGGACUUCAGGUCUGACACUUAGUAGUGACUUUGGGUAUGUUAUUGAUUAUUUGUGGGGGUCACUUAAAGAACCAACGUAUCACCCAUCUCAUAAGCAACAAAUAAUAGGACUAUCUCUACUUUUAUGUUGCUAGGGGAAGAUAACAGUUGGCCCAUUUAAAAAUUUAAAUACAUGUACUUGUUGGUUUAACUAUUUCACAUCAUAAAUCAUCCUUAACUAUUUUAUAUUACUUAAAUUUGAGGGGAAAUGGGAUGAAUCGAGCAUUCUUUUAUUACAAGUAACAUUAUAUAAUGAAACUUUAAAAGCAGUAUGCAUUAUAUAUUAGUAAUGUGGCACAUUUAUAUACUUUAAGUAAGUCAAAGCAUUUCAAGAAUAUCAGCAUAAGGAAAUAAAAUUCAAAAGAAGGAAAAGAGCCAUAUACAAUGCAAAAUUUGCUUAUUGCAGCACUUUUAUAUGUAAUGAAAGAAAUUAAAACUAGUUUGAAAGCCCAGCAUUAGAUAACAAAAGUAAGUAAAAUGACACGUAUCAACUUGAUGGCAGAUGUGCUAAGUAUUAAAAGUGAUGAUGAUGGUUUUAGGUAGAAAAUACUGCCCCUUAAAGCAGAACAUAUAAAUAAGUAAUUUAUGUACACUCUAUGUACAUAAGUAACAUAUAGCAGAACAUAUAAAUAAGUAAUUUAUGUACACUCUAUGUACUGAAUGCAGCUUUUUCAGAUGAGAGGCACUUCAGCAUAGUGAUUAAAAAGCAUGGAUGACUGGAGACAAACUCCCCAGUUUGAACCUGGACUCAGCCACUUAUAGCCAUGUGGCCUUGGACAAGUUAUUUAAGCUUUGUGUGCUUCAGUUUCAACAUCUAUAAUAUGAGGAUGGUAAUACUCCUACCUUUUAGGAUUAUUGUGAUGAUUUGCUGAGCACGUAAAGCAGCUUAGAACAGUGCAUUUUAGGAAUAAUAGCAUAAGGAAAUAAAUGUCUCCAGAAGCAAGUUUGGGAAGGAAGGAGAAAGGAAAGGAAGAAAGAAGUAAAAAGGAAAGAAGGAUGAUAAUCUGUUAAGAUGAUAGGGCAUUUGGAUAUUUUUAAUACCAAAAGUCCCUUUUUUGUCAUUACAUAUUUUAAUAAUAAAUAAAUUUAGGACACAAAAUGUGGAGAUUGUAAUUCCAUGGGUUGGAAAAAUUACCUUUAUUUUAAUGUUUAUUGAAAACCAAAUGAUAUAUUAAGUAGUAACACAUUUUAGAAAAAUAUUUGCUUCAUUUUAUAUGAUAAAUUAUAUUCUGUAAAUAUAAUUGGAAAAUGCAUUGUGUAGAUUAUUAAAUCCCAGUUUUCUUUUAAAGGUUGAGUAGCAAUUAGAAAAUGUGAAAGCAUGAAAAUGUGCUUUUAUUGAUGUUAUUUUCUUUGCCUGUAGAUGGCACUAUAAUUUUAGAUAUGUUCAUUACUUUGGCCGUGUAUGAAGUAAGGAUCGCUAAACUUGUUUGAGGCCAUCAUAAAAUGUACUUAGAUAAUGUAGAUGUGGAGAAUUAUUGUGUAUACCAAUAACAUUUGCCAUGUUCAUUGAUUUUUUUUUUCAUUUUAAGGACUUUUAAGAUAACUUUGGACCAAAUGAUGAUCAGGUUUUUGCCACAGGUUUUACUGGGGCAUUUUAGGCUUUCAGGAGGAUACUCUUUGGAUAAGUUUUAAUUUCCAAAGUUGCAUUUUUUUUAUUGAUUAUGCCAUUACAUUUGCUCUAUUCCCCCCUCCAUUCCCCUCCACCCUGCAUACCCCUCCCCCACCAUUUCCCCCUUUAGUUCAUGAACACGUGUCUCAAAUUCUUUAGAUUCUGUAUUUCCCCUACUAUUCUUACCCUACCCCUAUCUAUUUUCUAUCUACUGUCUAUGCUACUUAUUUUCUGUACCUUCUCCCCCCUUCUCCUCCUCCCACUCCCCUGUUGCUAACCCUCCAUGAGAUCUUUAUUUCUAUGGUUCUGCUCCUGAUCUAGCUGUCCUCUUAGUUUGCUUUUGUUUUAGGUGUGGUUGUUACUAACUGUGAGUUUGCUGUCCUUUCACUGUUCAUCUUUUUUAUCUUCUUUUUCUUAGGUAAGUCCCUUUAACAUUUCAUAUAAUAAGGGCUUGGUGAUGAUGAACUCCUUGAAUUUGGUCUUAUCUGAGAAGCACUUUAUCUGUCCUUCCAUUCUAAAUGAAAACUUUGCUGGGUAGAGCAGUCUUGGUUGUAGGUCUUUGGUUUUCAUGACUUGGAAUACCUCUUUUCAGCCCCUUCUUGUCUGUAAGGUCUCUUUUGAGAAAUCCACUGACAGUCUGAUGGGAACUCCUUUGUAGGUGACUGUCCCCUUAGCUCUUGCUGCUUCUAGGAUUCUCUCCUUCAUUUUAAUCUUGGCUAAUGUAAUGAUGAUGUGCCUUGGUGUGUUCCUUCUUGGGUCCAAGUUCUUUGGGACUCUCUGAGCUUCCUGGAUUUCCUGGAAGUGUAUUUCCUUUGCCAGAUUGGGGAAAUUUUCCUUUAUUAUUUGUUCAAAUAAGUUUUCCACUGGUGGCUGUGCCUUUCCCCCUUCUGGUACCCCUAUAAUUCGGAUGUUGGAAUGUUUAAAGAUGUCCUGGAGGUUCCUAAGCUUCUCUUCAUUUUUUUGAAUUCUUAUUUCUUCAUUCUUUUCUGUUUGAUCAUUUUUUUCUUCUUUGUGGUCCACUCCCUUGAUUUGAGUCCCAAUUUUCUUUCUGUUACUAUUGGUUUCCUUUGUAUUACCAUUCAUUUCAAUUAGUUUAGCUUCCAUAUGUUCCUCUAAUUUGUGACUAAAAUCCACCAGUUCUGUAAGGAUGCUGAUAACCAGUGUUUUGAACUGUGCAUCUGAAAGACUGGCUAUUUCUUCAUCGCUUAGAUCUAUCGGUUCUGGGGCUCUGAGUUGUCCUAGAGCCAUUUUUGGUCUAUUCGUGCUGUUAAGUAAGUGGAGCGAAGCCUUAGUUGUUUACCAGGACGGGCCGACCCAGGUCGCUGGUUUGUGAUGCUGUGUGUGGGGGCGUGGUCAGAGAGGGAGCAAUGGCGGUCCUCUCCGCUAGCCCAGCCCGUCCAGUCACACCACUCGCCUGGGGCUUGUUUAUCGGAUGGGAAUUGUGCGAGCCUGCUGCCCUGUGCAGGCUUCCCUUCUCAUUGGUUUCUCUGCACGCAGAUGCACGACCGACCGAGACAGCCCACAGCGCCUCUUCCCUGUGCGCUCCCAUAGCUAAUUCGCGAUCAUCGCCUUCGGCUGCUUGCGCACUGCGCACCACCCGGGAAUUUUUUCUUGCUAACCUGCUCCGCUGCUGGCUUCGCUUCUCUUACCGGUUUAGCUGAGCAUUUAGUUGUCUUUGGACUCCGUAUUGUCGAUUUUCCGUGUGGCUUGGUUGUGAUUGUUGUUAAAAAUAGUUGUUCUUAGAUUUGGUUGUGAACAGAGGCAAGGUGGUUCCUCCACCUAUGUCUCCAUCUUGGUGGAACCAAAGUUGCAUUUGAAACUGAGUCACAGUGCCUCAGGAUUACAAAGGUAAAACUAAUGGAAACAUUUUUAUUAAGAUAAAAACACUUACAUUUUUGCAAGUUGUAAUAAGCUGAAAGUCAUAUGUAACUUUUGAUGGAAGUAUUAUUUAUUGAGUAUGUGGUUGAACUUGAUCAUGCUUCCCAAGUAGGCACUGUUUCAUCUGUCUAAGAUUUACCUUCUAAAAAUAUGGUUUUUUUUUUGGUUAACAACCCAUUCCUACCAACUUACUAUUACUUGCCAUUUAAUAAUAAGUAUAUUGGAGCAGAGAGAAACAACAUUCCUUUUGAGAUUCUGAAACCAAAAUAGAGUGAUCGAUCCUUCAGUAGAUUUCCAAAUCAUUUUGGUGUAGUUUUCAGAAUAUUCUGAGACUUGUAUCACAAUCACAGGCAAAAUCAUUGUAAGUAAUAAGAAGUUACUUGAAAUUUUACCUGGCACAUUAUUAGACGAUAUUGGGGAAAGAAACAACAGUGAGAGAGUUACUUCUUUUUCAAUUCUCUUUCAGUCCUUUAACCAAUCAUUCUGUUCAAGGCGAGGAAAAAGCUGAUCGAUACUAGUCUUCAUAUAUUUUAUCACUAAAACUUGUUGAUUUACCUUUGAACAGAGACAGCUCGGGUCUCAGGCUCAGGAAUACUAACAGGCAACAAUAUCUAAUGGGAAUUUAAGAAGAUUGCUUUGUUUCACUGAAUUUAUUUUUCCAGUAAUCUUUUUUAUUUAUGGCAAAUAAUCCAUAUAAAUUUCCAUUUAUGUGACAUUCCUUUAAAAAUAAAUUUAAUUUUACAGGUGAUUGUAUGGAAUAUGAAUUGUAUCUCAGUAAAGCUGUUUAAAAAUAAAUUUAAUUUUAAAAAGAGGGAAUUAUUUUAAAGGUAUUGAGGAAAUACUAGUGUAGGUAUAGCAAUAGCAGCAGCAGCAGCAGUAGCACAAGAAUGCUUGGAAAAUCCUGGCAUGGCUGCGAGUGCCCGAACCCAGUGAGGGGCUCUACCACUGCACUAGGAGGUGGCUUCACUCACCCACUGCACUUCUCUGUUGUGGUGAGCCCGUGUUUGAAGUAAUGUUAGUAAUCAUUUUCUAGUCCAGGACAGUACUGCAUCAAACAAACAAUGAAAAAUGUACAAAUUCAAGAUACGAGCACAAGUACUGAUGAUUAUGUGCUAUAUCUUAGAAUUUCACCUGUAGGGUCUUUAUUUUAGAAACACUAAGAACAGGGUAUAGCAUCUCAUUAAUUCUCAAUAAAUGUCAGCUAGUGUUGUUAUCAUUAAUAUUGGGUUGGCCAAAGGAUCCGUUUAGUUUUUUUUAUAAAGUAAAAGACAACAUUUUUAAUUUUCACUAAUAAUUUUAUUGACUUGGAUAUUUUUAGUAUGUCGGCUAUCUCCUGGGUGGUAUAACAUUGAUUGCUGUCAUUUAAUGUCUCAAUUUGAUCACUGUCAACUUCAAUUAGUUUACCCAACUGUGGAGCAUCAUACAACAAGAAAUCUCCAGCACGAGACUUCGCAAACCACUUUAGACAUGUUUGACCAGUCACAGCACCUUCUCCAUACCAUGCACAAGUCUUCUUGUGUGUUUCUGUUGUGCGUUUACCUUUCUUGAAAUAAUAAAGCAUAAUAUGCCAAAAAUGUUGCUUAUUUUCUCUCAUCUUCAGUAUUACAAUGGCUACACAAAAAUUCACUAAUUUUGAUAAGUUUUUUCAAAAUGCAUGCUGAAAUGACAGCUGUCACAGUAUGGUCUAACAAAAUUGUUUCAAAUGAAGUUGAAGACAACUAUGCUUCUAGAGGCAUUUUGCAAAAAAAAAAAAACAACCUGAAUUUUUCAGCCAACUCAAUGUUAUAUCACCGGUGCUUUCUGAUGAAAAGUUUUACAAUUAAGUGGUUAGGGACUUUCCCUUGAGAUCUGAUCUUACUCUGUCUUAAUAUAAAGUAAUUAUAAUUCAGCAGACUUUUUUGGUAAGUAGAAAUGACUAUUUCUAAAUCUGGGAAUUCAGCAGUUCAUUCCAAUUAGGAUCUUUAAGAAGGAUUUAGGUCAGUGUUCCUUAGUAUUUUCUGCCUGGGACCCACCAUUAAGAAGCCAAAAUGAAAAUGAAGGCCUUAACAGUACAGAAUUUUCUUGCAUUCAUGUAAAGACAGUAAAAGAGGUUGAAGGAAAAUGUGGGAGUAAGGAAAAUAGGACUUUUCAUUUUUUUCUCUAUUUCUGAAAUGUGUAGAUAUUUAUUUAUUUUUAGUUUUGUUCAAGUACAGUCAUCUCCAUUUUUCCUCCCACCACUCCCCCCCCACCCCGACCUUCCCCAUCUUCCACCCUCGAUCCUACUUCCUUUGGCUUUGGAUUUUUAAAGAGGAAUACAUUUGUGUAUUAAUUUUGUAAUUAAAAACCUUGAAGAAUACUUAAGGUUCAGAGAAGGUAAGGUAAAGCAAUUACAUUUGGAUGAUUAUAUAUUUUUUUGAAUUUCUUUUUUGGUUCAUGCCAACAUAUGGCCAGAGAGAGAAAUCUAUGCAUUGUAUAUUUUAAUAGCACUAAUGGCAGUUAAAGUAAGUAGUUUAAAUUUUAGUGCCUCUGCUAUGGAUUUUGCUUUCAGAUUUAGAAAGAUGUUUAGAGAUAGGUUGAUAUAUUAUGGUAUUGUUUUAAUCUGUGUUUUUCUAAGCCCUCUGCUUUAUGUAUUUUUGACAAAGCAAUGUCAAAUAUAUGACUUAAUAAUCAAUGUUCCCUUAAAUUAAAGGUGCUCUAUAAGAUGUAAUGGGAAAAGACAAAAAUAAAUCAAGUACCAUCCCUGCCUUUAAGGGAUUACAAUUUUAUAACCUUUAAGCUAUUCUUUGAUUUGAAAUACCAUCUGCAUAAAGAAAAUACAGACUAAAUGUUAAAGGGGAAAAACAGGCAACAUUUUUUCAUUUCACUAUGGCUCACUGUAUAACCAAUAAUGUUACUUGACCUCUCCGAACCUUAUUCUAAAUCCUUAAAUGAUACGUAUAUUAGCAUUUCUAAGCGUUGAGAUCUCCUCUUAAAGUAUGCUUUGAACUAUUCCGUCUAAAUGCUGCUUUCUAGAAAGCUACUAGUUUAAAGAAUGGGAAAUGGUGUUAAUGGAGUUAAUCUUGUGUAAUUUCAGUGUGGGUUGUCAGGAAUACCUUUAAGUAAAGAAAAUGACUCUAAUCUUCUUAAGCAAUUCAUUUUCUUAGCAACUAUGAGGCAGCAGCUAAUUUACUCUGUCUGUGUACAUAAAUCCUGUCUUAUUAGAGAAAAAUUUUACUCAUGGAAAGAAGUCCGGAUACCCGUGAAAUUAUUUAAAUGUAGACAUAUUGAAAAAUACUACAAAUUGUAAGACACAUUAAAGUGUAUUUUUGUUAUCAGUUUCUUUAAUAGCAAUCACCAUUAUAAAACGAAAUCCUCGUUACAAGGAGAAAAUUUUAUCAUGGAGGCAAAACAAGAGCUAUGUGGUUGUUUUUAAAGGGUAAAGAUCAAAGCUGGUUACUCCUUAACUGAGGGUGUUUGAGCAGCAGGAUGGGGUGGGGAGUGGGAAGGGUUAGGGACUCAAUUCUUUAUGCUUUUAUUCCAAGUCACCCUUUUCUGGUAAGCCUUACUGGCAUUUUCUUAGACUGGUUAAGUCAGCAUUCUAAGUUUUUUCACUGCAGUGCAGUUUUAAUCUUACAUGAUUAUUGUUCCCACCCCCUACUCCUGGCCGUAAAGGACAAGUGUUCUUUUCUAAAAUGGGAAGAUGAAGAUUUUCUAUAAGUAAUCUUUAUAAUUUCUCUAGGUUAUACUAAAAUAGAUUUAUUCUUGCAUCUAUUUUCAAAAGGAACUAAUUUAUGUUAACAUUACAAUAUUAAGAUGAGAUAUCUUAAGGGAAAUUUAAUAAUUUUUAUGGUAUAUAAAUUAUAACAAUGCACUUUUCUUGUUUAGGAACCAGUAGAAAAUCUGGGGAACAGUUAUUCUGGAUUCAGAUAACAUUCUCCCAAGGCAUGGAAAGAGAAAACUGUAAUUUCACAGGAAGCAUUUGAUGAUUGUCUAUUUUAUGUACACAUUCUCUCUCAUUGUGAUUAUUGUGCUAAUUUUCUAACUGGCUGCCUCCCUCCAUUCUUCACUCUCUGCAGUCCUUGUGUACUAAUGUCAGCUAUCCUGCUAAAAGUGGAAGUCUGGUUGUCAUUGUGUUUGUGGCAUUUAGCAUGUUAGUGGCUUCCCAGUAAUGAUGGAAUAGAAGUCCAAAUCUCUAAACAUAGCAUAUGUAGACCUGCCCAGUAUGACUUCAAAUUAUUUUUCAAGAUUUCAGGUCUAACAUUGAAAUCUUUAAUCCAGUUUGAAUUUAUUUGCGUGUGUGUGUGGUGUAAGAAGGUAGCCUAGUUUCAUUUUUCUGCACGUAUCUGUCCAAUUUCCCAGCACCAUUUAUUGAAUAAACUACCUUUGGUCCAUUGUAUAUACUUGCUUCCACUGUUGAAUAUUAAUUGACUAUAAAGGUGUGGGUUUAUUUGAGGCUUUAUCAUCUGUUCCAUUGAUCUAUGUGUCUGUUUUUAUGUCAGUGCCAUGCUGUUUUGAUUACUGUGGCCUUAUAAUAUAGUUUGAUAUUAGGUAAUGUGAUUCCUCCAACUUUGUUCUUUUUUCUCAGGAUCACUAUUGCUAUGUGGGACUUUCUGUGGUUCUGUAUAAAUUUUUGAAAUAUUCUAGUUCUGUGAAAUGUGUCAUUGGAAUGUUGAUAGGAAUUGCAUUGAAUCUAUAGAUUGCUUUGGGUAGUAUAGACAUUUUAAUGAUGUUAAUUCUUCCUUUCCAUGAACACAGUAUGUGCUUCCACUUACUGAUUUCUUUCUUCGGUAUCUUACAAUUUUCCAAGUAUAGAUCUUUUACAUCAUUGGUUAGGUUUAUUCCUAGAUAUUUUAUUCUGAAUAAAAUAUCUGAAGCAAUUGUGCUUUCUGAAGCAAUUGUGCUUUCUGAAGCAAUUGUGAAUGGGAUUGUGUUCUUAAUUUCCCUUUGUGUUAGUUUAUUAUUGGCAUAUAAAAAUGCAACUGCUUUCUGGAUAUUAAUUCUGUAUCCUUCUACUUUGCCAAAUUUCUUUAUUUGCUCUAGUAGUUCUUGGUGAAAUCUUCAGGGUUCUCUAUGUACAUCCACAAAUAAAGACAAUUUUAUUUCUUCUUUUCCAAUUUAGAUGCUUUUUAUUUCUUCUUCUUGUCUGAGUGCUGUGGCUAGGUGUUCCAGUACUAUGUUGAAUAAGAGAGGUGAAAGCAGACAUCUCUGCCUUGUUCCCAGUCUUAAGAGGAACACUGUGGUUUUUGCCCUUUGAGUAUGAUGCUGGCAGUGGGUUUGUCCUAUAUGGCCUUUAUUGUGUUUAGGUGUUACUAUGCUUAGGUAUAUUCUCUUUAAUCCCACUUUGCUGAGAGUUUUUUUUUUUAGCAUAAAUCAGUGCUAGAUUUUAUUGAAUGCUUUUUCUGCAUCUAUUGAUAUGAUCAUGUGGUUUUUAUCUUUCAUUUUGUUUAUGUGGUGAAUCACAUUAAUUGGUUUGCAAAUGUUGUACCAACCUUGCAUUCCUUGUAUAAUCCCACUUGAUCAUGAGUCAUCUGCCACUUUCUCUGUAAACAUACCUUUGUUUAGCUCUGUUUGCUCUUUCACAAAUACAGCAAGUUUCCCAUGUUACACACCUCAGCCUCUGUUUCCCAUUGGCACAGUGUCUUCUCAGCUUAGGUUAAAAGUAUUGUCUGUGAAAUCUGUGUAGUCAUAACACUUUGUGUAUGUCUCUACUAUCUCAUCGCUCACAUCACAUUAUAGUUAUUUGAUCAAAAAUCUGGCUCAUCCACUACUGUUUAAGGGCAUUCAUCUUCACAGGCAUCUAUCCAGUGCCUGACAUGUUACAAGUAGGUUUAAAAAUGCUUCAUGAACACCAGAAUCAUAACUUAGUAAAUUAUAGUUUUAUAAAAGAAAAAGCUCACAAAUAGCCAGAGAAAGAUUAUUCUUAAGGAAUGGUGAGAGUGAUAGCAAACUCUUCAGAACACUGAUAGAACAGGCUGAAAUAACUAACAAAAUUCGCAACCAGGUAAUGACUCACUAGAUGAAAUUAAAACAGAUGGACAAAAACCCCAAAAAACACCUCAGGCAGGAGUUAAAGGAUUCCAAAUAAAAAUCUAAGGUGGAGGAAUGAAUGAUGAACAAGACCAGUGAUAAAUUGUUUAAAUAUAAGCAAGCAUUGACUCAUUAGUAUUACUUAAUCCCUUCACCUUUAUCACCAGUCUUCCCAACCCCCUCCCUCUGGCAACCUCUAGUCUAUUCUUUGUAUCUAUCAGUCUGUUUCUAUUUUGUUUGUUCACUUAUUUCGUGAAAUCAUAGGGCAUUUGUGUUUCUCUGUCUUGACUUAUUUCACGUAGCAUAAUAUCCUCUAGGUCCACCCAUCUUGUUCCAAAUGGUAGUGUUUUAUUGAUUUUUAUGGCUGGGUAAUGUUACAUUGUAUGUAUGUAUUACAACUUUUUUAUCCACUCACCUAUUGAUGAACACUUCAGUUACUUUCCUAUCUUGGUGAUUGUAAAUAAUGGUACAUUGAACAUAGGGGUGCAUAUGUCCUUUCGAUUUAGUGUUCUGGGUUGUAACAUUGAAAUGUUCUAGACUAGAAAGAGUUGUUAGCUUUUUCAAACAUAAUUUCAAGUGCUAUAAACCUUGAAUGACUAUAAAAAUUAAUAUUUUUCUAUAAAAUAUAUGUUAUAUAUGUUUUAUAUGUUAUAUUAUUUUCAAGGUACUGUCACAAAAAUACUUAACUUAUUCUUUGAAUCAUAGUUUUUACCAGAAAGUGUAUAUAACUAUUUCACACACAAAAUCCAUUAUUAAAUGUAUGAUCAGGGAAGGAAUUUCUCAUUAAAAAUUUGAAACUACUAUAUUUUAAAAUGUCAUAUAAAUUUCAUACUUAUUAUUUACCCUAGUACUUAUAUUUUAUUCUUCUUAUAAUAAUAUAAUAAUAUAAAAUAUAACAAUAUAUUUUUCACUAACUCCUACCCCCUACAUCUUCUUCAGUCUCCUUUAGUAUGAUACAAAUAUUAUUUUCUACAUGUGAGGGAAAAAAGGUUGGGGAAUACCAUAGAACCAGAUGGAGGUGGGGAAAGAAUAUGAAGGAAAAAAUCCUCAUUAUCUUCAAUCAUUCUGCAUUCUAAGGCUAUAUUAAGAAACAAAAAGUGUUAGGAAAUAUUAUAUGUAUGUAAAUAUUGCUACCUAUAUUUAUUUCCUUGUGUAUUUCCCCUUUACUUUCUCUCUUUCUUUUUUUCUUUUGCUCUUUUUUCUCUUCUCUCUUACUUUUCUCUUUUCUUUUUCUCUUUUCUCCCAUGCUUUCAUUCUGUGUUUGACAACUGACUUGAUCAGUUCCAUAGCCACAAAAAGUCAUAAGUGGUUGGCUUCAUAAGAUACUUCUGUGACCUUUGCACUGACGGUUGCUUAGUGUUCCCAAAAGAAAACUCACUGGGAGCCAGCCUUCAACUUCAAUGGCUACUCCAAUUUCACAGUGAAAUGUAUCUCUCUGCUUAUAACCCCCUCUAAGCUCAUCUAACUCGACUAGGUAUUCUUCAUGUCUUAAGGCUCUAUGGAAAGCUGGGAUCUAGCUUAUAAUUUUUUCUGUUUAUAUCUGCAGCGUUAAGAUGCUCAUUUUAUCAUGUGGACACUUUCUCGAUGACAAAUCAAGUGAAGUAUUUUGAUAAUCAGCUGAAUUUCUCUAAUAAUUGCAGAGGAAUAGAAUUUCUAGUAAAAGCUAUUGGGAAAUAGUCAACAUGUACUUAAGAAGACAAAUUAGCUUAACAUUUUAAGUUCCUGGUUACUGUUUUUAUGAUUAGCUUACUGUCAUCCAAGAGAGUAAACUAAACAAGUCUUAUAAGACAGGGGUUAAAACUUAGGUCUCUGCCAAAACCCUUUCAGAUGACUUGAUAGGAAUGUGGUUGUGCAGGUGGGCUUUUCCCCCUUCUGGAAACGAAACAAAAGCAAUAAGGAAAACAGUUCUUUAUAAUGUGCAAACAGUAUAGCGAGAAAACUUACAUGUGAGAGCUACAAGAACAGCUGAGACCUGAAAAAAUUUGCACGGUAAGAAGUAGAAAAGUGGAAAGCGAGUUCAGUAACAGCAGAUCUCAAAAAAGGAAAAAAUGAUUUUUGUAAAAAUGAGGGGCCUGCCCUAAAAAAGAAAAAGUUACCUCUAGUUUGGAAGAGUCUGAGGAAUUGAGUAAGCAAGGCUGAUGGCAGAAACUUGCUGAGGUACUCCUGGUUUGGAGCUAACUAAACUAAGUGUUGCAAACAGUGACGUGCUGGGUGUGUGGGAAACCGAGGAGAGACUCUGAGUUACGAAUCAUGAAGGAUUAUCCUGGUCUCUCCUCACCAAGAGCUUUCUGCAGUAACUGGUCCAGGAAAAUGCAAUCAUACAAUAAUGAGGAGUACAUGAAACUGGUGCAGUGUCAACACAGGUAUUACACGAUAAACAUGUGAGAGAGAGCAGCAAAAUUGGUUAAUAGGGAAAGGAGCCCAUAAAGAAGGUAAAACUUGUGAUGUAUACUCUUGUUAUAUUUUAUGUUGAGUAAAGCAAUCAGUUCUAUGAAGGGAGACUAUAAAAUAGAAGGAGAAGAAAGAAAGGAGUGUAGGAAAUACAAGACGACAGAAGUAGAAGGGGAAUCAGAUAGAUUUCAAAAAGACGCAGAAAACAGCAAAACUGUCAGAGAAAUGAAGAUGAAAUUUAAAUAAGAACAAAAACUAUAAAUAAUGAGGAAAAUACAAUAAAGGACAAAAAUAAGGAGAACAAAAUUGAAUUCGCCAAAAUAUUUGAAGAGUUAAACACACACAGUGAAAAUGUUAAUGGUUAGGAUGUUAAAGGACAAGAAUGACCUGAUCCUUUCUUAUCCUUUUAUAUAGAAGCAAAGGUCACUUUUGUACUUUGACUAGGUACAGAAAAUACCAACUUGACUAGGUGUUUUCUAAUAACAAGGAAAUCUUGGACAAAAUAUAAAUUAUGCUUUUCUGUGGAAUUCUAAAAGAAUCAUGGAUGCAAGGAAGGCUUCAUGAGCUGUCCUAGGGUGAAAUGAAUUCUCCAUCGCUAAGCAGAGAGCGUAACUGAACUCGACCUAAUUAAAGCUGUGGGCUGGCAUGGGCCAAACCCUAGAAAGAAACGGAAUAAACAGCCUCUCCUUCCAACAGUCAAAUAAGGAUGGGGCUUGUACUAUUUGAGAAAUAAAUAAAACAACACUUGUGCUUUAUGCUUAGUGUCAAAAAUGAAAUUAAAAUUAGACAUUAAUGAAGCAAGAAAAUGUGAUUCAUAAUGAAGAGAAAACUUACUGUUGAAAUAUUAAACAGUUUUUCCUCAGAUCAAAAAAAAGGCAGUGAUGCCUACAUUCACCACUUCUAUUACACUCGAGGUCCUAAGUGCAGUGAAGCCAGAAAAAAUGCAUAAAGUAGGGUUGGAAAGGAGAAAAAUUACGUUUUUAUCUUUGGAAGACAAAUAGGCGAAUACAAAAAAAUCUACAGAGAACAAAACAACUAAUAUAUGGUUUUAGCCAAUUCACAGACUAUAAAGACAAAGUACAAAAGUCAACUUUAUUUCUAUAUAAUAGCAAUGAAUAACUGAAAAACAAAAAUUUUUAAGUAAUACUAUUUACAAUAGGCUACAGACAUGAAAUAUUUAGAAAUGUAUUUAGCAUAGGCUUACAUGUCCUCUAAACCAUUAAGAACAAAACAUUUCCAAGAGAAUGAAAAACUCAAAUGAUGGUCAUUGCAGAACUCAUUAUUGUUAAGAUGUCCAUUCAUCCCAAAUUGGUAUAUAUAUUUAGAUAUUGACUAACAGUCAAAAGAGCAAGAUGUUUGCGUGAAAAAUGGUACAAAUGAUUUGGAAAACUGGCGGUUUGUCAUAAAUGUAGACGUAUGCUACUAUAUGAAUAAGCAAACCCAUUUCCAAGUAUUUAUCAAAGAUUAAUGAAAACCCACAAAAAGCAUGCAAAAUGUUGUACAAAAGUGUUCAUAGUAACGUAUAUAAUAGCCAGUGAUUGGAAACAACCCAAAUCUCUAUAAGGAAGGUAAAGAAAUGGCGUACAUUCAUACAAUAGAAUAAAAAUUUUAAGAUACAUUGUGGCAAUAUAUAUGAAUAAAAAAUAGUGUAUUGCUUGAGAGAAGCCAGAAAUAAAAGAGAACAUGUGCUGUUAUUCCAUUUAUAUGAAGUUCAAAGCUGGCAAAAUAAACUGCGGUAAUAGAAAUCAGAACAGUGGUUCCCUCGGUGUGGGGUGGGGGGCGAGGGUGGAGAGGUUGGUGAGAAUGUCAAGGAGCUGCAGAAGAAAAGGGGGGUCCAACGGCCUGAGGGAACUUCCUCUGUGAAGGAAAUAUCCUCUCGCUUGUUUGGGAUGGAGGGAAUGGAUUUAUAAAUUUGCCAAAACUUGUUAGAUUGUAUACACUUAAGAUCUGUACUUUUCACUGUGUGUAGAUUAUACUUGAAUAAAAU